Molecule: messenger RNA, 133 nt
Organism: Racocetra persica
Lineage: Eukaryota; Fungi; Glomeromycota; Glomeromycetes; Diversisporales; Gigasporaceae
Source: the annotation of a GenBank genome assembly
AUAGAAUAAAAGAUGAAAUAAUUAAAAAUAAUCCAAAUAAAAGCAUAGGAUUUGACAAAUCAAUCAAUAAUGAAGAAAUUGAAUAUUCUCAACAUGUUUAUAACUUAAUUGCUAAAAGCAAACCUCAUUAUGA